GGGUAAGGCAGAAGGCUGCAGUGUCGGGGAAUCUUCACAUUCUUCUUAAAGUUCUCGGCGGGUUCAACAAGGCAGCGCUUGAUACCCCAACGUUUUUUGUUUGUGGUGAUUAUAUUCGGAAAGUAAUUCUAUUACAGUGGUUCUUCCUUUAGUCUUGCUGUCACUGUCCCAAGCGAAGUAAGUGUAUCUACUUUGAUGGAAGCCGUGUUUGAAGAAGGAAACCUUGAAGAGUGGAUUGAGAAAGCCAUUGGACACAGCAUCAUUCCAGUAAAUCGACCUCUGUGCUCACCCUCCAUGAUAAAACAGGUGAAGAUAUCACAACGUGCUGAAGAUCAUUCCUCGGCUAUCAUCGGUAUUGUGAUGGGCGCCCUAUUUCUUGUCGCAACAACAGCAGCUGUUGGGCUUAGCUAUCAGUGGCAUCUGAUGUUUCGGAAACGUACGCGGAAGGUGUGCCCAGAAAACUCUUCUGUUGAACUUCAGAUGGUUGAAGAAGAAACCAGGGAUUAACACUUACGGUGGACGGGUCUCGGUUUCAAACAGGACGCUAUACGUUUAACGGUCUGGUGUAUAUGACAUUUUGGCAUCCAUGACAACUGAGACAUUGUCUAUGUGUAACGAGAGUAUCAAGAAUACAACAGCCACACUGUCCAGACAAACAGUGGUGUUUGAUUGAUUCAAAAUAGUUUGGGCUGUCAGUUGUCCUUAGUCUGGCUGCGUUGUAUAACUUUAUCCCAUAUUAAGUUGACAGACCAUAUAAAAUUGAAAUACUGAUCGGCGUUAAGCCAAACUCACACUUAUUUCUUAUACGGUGCCUUUUGUGCUGAUUUUAAGAUUAAUAUGUUUUAUGCGAGACACUAGUUAUUUCAUUUUCAGGCCCAAUUACGCCCGCAAGCUGUG
Molecule: messenger RNA, 897 nt
Organism: Haliotis rufescens (red abalone)
Lineage: Eukaryota; Metazoa; Mollusca; Gastropoda; Lepetellida; Haliotidae
Exons: 3
Coding region: 196-507 (103 amino acids)
Source: RefSeq, a predicted model, not a curated record